UGAAAAUAAGAUAAAACCCAAAUCAGUUACUAAUAAUAGACCGACGUUACAGCAAACCAAACUUUUUUUAUGGACAGGUACCUGUGACAGUUCAAAGCAAUUUGACUAUAUAAUACAUUUCAUUACAGGAACAAGUAAUAUUUAGUAUUUGAAGUGAUAUUCUGGACGGACGUUUUAAGUGUUAGAAAAUGAAUCCAUAUGUGAAUGGCGGCUUGGCGCUUGUGGUUUUAGCGGAAGUUUUGGCGAUCCUGAGCACGGCGCUGCCCUAUUGGUUCCAGGUAUCCGUGGUAAAUGAAGAGGUGACUAAUGCAGGUCUGUUUGAGGCCUGCGGUUCACAGCCGGGAAUAGGAUCGAUAUGUGUGGCGUACGGGGGUCAGGUCCAAUUUGGGUCAGAUAUAGGGGAACCCGUAUGGCUGAAGGCUGCCCAGGCUAUGAUGAUCCUGUCAGUGAUUGCCCAUGCCGGCGGCAUUGUCCUGGCUGGCAUGUACGCCAUCAAAGUCCGAGACUGGCUCACCUUAAUUGCAGCGUCCACCGCCACAACUUCGGCUGGGGUGGUAUUUGGGCUUAUCGGAACAGUGAUUGCGGGAAUCAAGUUUAGCACAUUGAUCCCUCCUGAAGCCCGUGCAGUAGCAGUCGGAAGCCUUCACGCCGCCUUCGGUCUAGGGGUCGUCGCCAUCAUCAUCGGUACCGCUGCCGCCAUUGUCCUGGCAGUCGCGUGGAGACGCCGUGUCUUCUGAAGUUCGAGCUAACGAGGAAUUCGAGUCAAGCAAGUUCAAAGCAACGGAAUUCGACUAUAUUAUAGAAUAUACGAUCGUUGAUGGAUAUUUCAA
Messenger RNA from Mya arenaria, 830 nucleotides. RefSeq lists its product as uncharacterized. The transcript has 3 exons. NCBI's taxonomy places the organism in Eukaryota, Metazoa, Mollusca, Bivalvia, Myida, Myidae. The record is from RefSeq and is a predicted model, not a curated record. The coding region runs from base 189 to 737 and encodes 182 amino acids.